AUGCCAGCAGAUUACGAGACGUACGACCUGGGCGAUUUCGCCCUGCAAAGCGGCGCGACCAUCCCCAAGGCUUGGAUAGCAUACAAGACCUUCGGCUCGUCCAGCAACCCUGCCGUGCUCUAUCCGUCGUGGUACUCGGGCCUCAUCUCCGACAAUGAGUGGCUGAUCGGCGCCGACAAGACCCUCAACCCAGACAAAUACUUCAUCAUCAUCACGGCCCUCUUUGGCAACGGCCAGUCUAUCAGCCCCUCCAACUCGGACGUCGUGCCCUUCCCAGACGUCACCUUCUACGACAAUGUCAAAGCCCAACACCGCCUGCUCACGGAGAAGCUAGGAAUCCAACACUUGAGGGCCGUGCUUGGCUGGAGCAUGGGCGCCGCCCAGUCGUUCCAGUGGGCCACCCAGUACCCGGAUUUCAUGGACAUUUCGGUUCCCUUCUGUGGCAGCGCAAAGACAUCCAUCCACAACCAAGUGUUUUUGGAAGGCGUCAAGUCCGCGUUGUUGGCGGCCAAGGGGCUCAGUUCCGCCGGGAGCACCUUUGGCCGGGUCGAGAAUGCCCAGGACGCCGUCGCCGUCAAGUCCAAUCGUCAGUGGACCGACCAGGAGAAGGCCACAGGUCUGAAGGCCUUCGGGAGAGGAUACGCCGGCUGGGGCUUUUCGCAGACCUUUUAUCGCCAAAAGCUUCAUGAAUCUGUCUACGGCGCCAAAGACCUGGAGGGUUUCAUGACAGGUUUCUGGGAAACGUGGGCUUUGUCCAAGGAUCCCGAGAAUCUGCUGGUCAUGCUGCACACCUGGCAGGCUGGGGACGUAAGCAAGCAAGAACCUUACAACGGAAACUUCGAGGCGGCGAUGAGGGCCAUCAAGGCGAAGACGUUGGUUUUGCCGAGCCAGACGGAUCUUUAUUUCCCGCCCGAAGAUUCCGAGUAUGAAGUCAAGAAUAUGUCUCCCGGCGUCGGCCAGUUGGAUGUCUACCCGAGCAUAUGGGGGCAUUGGGCCGGUGGGCCGCCGGGGAAUAUGGAGGACGUCAAAUGGCUUGAUGAGCGCCUUGCUAAGCUUUUCGCGGAGGCGCCCAAAAAUGGAUGA
This is a messenger RNA of Fonsecaea multimorphosa CBS 102226, 1083 nucleotides long. RefSeq lists its product as uncharacterized. The transcript has 2 exons. Gene Ontology annotation, biological process: biosynthetic process. The coding region runs from base 1 to 1083 and encodes 360 amino acids. NCBI's taxonomy places the organism in Eukaryota, Fungi, Ascomycota, Eurotiomycetes, Chaetothyriales, Herpotrichiellaceae. Gene Ontology annotation, molecular function: acyltransferase activity, transferring groups other than amino-acyl groups. The record is from RefSeq and is a predicted model, not a curated record.